Diaporthe amygdali is the source of this 792-nucleotide messenger RNA. RefSeq lists its product as uncharacterized. The coding region runs from base 1 to 792 and encodes 263 amino acids. Lineage: Eukaryota; Fungi; Ascomycota; Sordariomycetes; Diaporthales; Diaporthaceae. The record is from RefSeq and is a predicted model, not a curated record. The transcript has 3 exons.
AUGUCUGCAUCAGAAUACUACGGUGGCCACAGCCAACAGCACUCUUACGGCGCGCCCCAACAGCAGCAAUACGCAUCACCAUACGGGGGCUACGCUGCACCAGCUCAACAGCACUAUGCAUCCGGGCCGUCACAAUCAUAUGACAACCGCCAACCAGGCCAAACGCAGGAUGGCGAGAAAGGUCUGAUGGCAACGGUCAUCGGCGGCGGUGCCGGCGGCGCCAUCGGGCACAAAAUGAGCCACGGAAGCAAGUUCAAGACACUGUUGGGCGGAGCAGCCGUCAUGGUCACCACGGCCAUGGGCAUCACCAAGCGCCACCGCCACAGCAUGGACACGGAGGUUCUUUCGGAGGACUGCUCGGGUCCGCCGGCUCUCACCACGGCGGCAGUCAUGGAGGCUCUAUGGGUGGGCUUGGUGGCUUGCUUGGUGGCAAGCAGCACCACGGUCCACCUGCACAUCAUGGUCACGGGCACCAUGGACAUCACGGACACCAUGGGUGAGCUUGAGUUCGCGUAUCUGAAAUCAACGGGCGUGCUUCCGUACCAGAAUUUGCAGGUUCUGACUCCAGUGCACACGCUCAGUUCUUUCUGCACCACAGUGACCACAUUCUUCCCCAUUCUUCACAUCAUCUGGACCCUAGACGGAGUCACAGAAUCAGAAACGUCGCUCCUUCAUACAUUCUUUCCCCUGGUAGUCAAUCUUUGGGAACAUCGGACACUCAGCGUACUGAGAGAUCCGUCAUGCGAUCUCAUCACCAGGACCGCAAACGCACUCUCCAAUAUCCUAGCCUAG